UCCCUAAAGGAGAUGGGGGAGGUGCAGUUCGAGGAGAGGCUGAUCCCCCCCGGUCAGUGGGCCUGUGUUUCAGCCGGGGAAAAACUGUUCGAGCAGAGCGUCUCUGUUAGCUUCAUGAAGCUAAUGCGCUACAUCUGCAGGGAGAACUCCACAGGGCGGUUCCUGGGUCUGACGGUUCCCGUGGUUACCGAGGUGUCAGCUGACGGCCUCUCGAUGCAGGAAGUCGUGCGGACGUCCUUCUUCCUGCCCUCAGAGUUUCAGAGCGUCCCCCCCCUCCCCUCAGACCCCGACAUUACCAUCGUCCAGCGGGAGCCAAUCAGAGUGCUCUCCAGGUUGGUGCCCCGCCUCUAUUGCUGUGUUCCUCCUGGUGUUUGGGUUGUGUUUAAAUUGUCUAUUGUUUUUACUUGUGAUGUUUGUUUCUUUGUUUGGCUGUACAGCACUUUGGU
Molecule: messenger RNA, 446 nt
Organism: Notothenia coriiceps (black rockcod)
Lineage: Eukaryota; Metazoa; Chordata; Actinopteri; Perciformes; Nototheniidae
Product: heme-binding protein 1-like
Exons: 3
Molecular function (GO): heme binding
Source: RefSeq, a predicted model, not a curated record